AUGUUGUCACGACCAUGCCUCGGCUACGCUAUCGGGCUCACCCUAGGCCUUGUUGCCAAGGGUGUUAACGGUGCGCCCUGCGACAUCUACGCCACUGGCGGCACGCCCUGCGUGGCUGCCCACAGCACCACCCGUGCACUAUACGACGCCUUCAACGGCGCACUCUACCAGGUGAAACGCGAUGCUGACGGUGCCACGACUGACGUUAAGCCUCUGUCUGCCGGUGGCGUUGCCAAUGCCGCUACCCAAGACUCGUUCUGCGCUGCUACUACAUGCCUUAUCAGCAUUAUUUACGACCAAUCCGGCAAGGGUAAUCACCUUACUCAGGCUCCUCCCGGAGGCGCAGCGAGCGGCCCGGACGCCAAUGGCUUUGACUUCCUAGCUAGCGCCCAUGGCGCACCUGUCACCCUGGGCGGUAAAAAGGCGUACGGCGUCUUCAUCUCACCCUUCACCGGCUACCGCUGCAACACCGCCAGUGGCACAGCUACUGGCGACGCAGCAGAGGGUAUAUACGCAGUCGUUGACGGGACUCACUAUAACGGGGCCUGCUGCUUCGAUUACGGCAAUGCUGAGACCAACAGUCAAGAUACUGGCAAUGGCCACAUGGAGACCGUCUACUUUGGCACCGGCGGUGGUAGUGGUGCCGGCAACGGCCCUUGGGUCAUGGCCGAUCUGGAGAACGGCCUGUUCUCUGGCGCUGACCGCAACAGCAACCCUGGCAACCUGCCACAGACUUCCCGAUUCGUCACUGCAGUCGUUAAGGGGAACACAAACAACCAUUGGGCGAUCCGUGGCGGUAACGCCACAUCCGGUUCGCUGUCGACCCUUUACGACGGCGCGCGCCCAGACAGUAGCUACAACCCAAUGAAGAAAGAGGGUGCUAUUAUUCUAGGCAUUGGCGGCGAUAAUAGCAAUUGGGCUCAAGGCACGUUCUACGAAGGUGUCAUGACUACCGGUUAUCCGUCUGAUGCUACUGAGAACGCAGUACAGGCUAAUAUCGUAGCCGCUGGAUACGCUACCACGUCUCUUACCAGUGGCCCAGCGCUCUCUGUCGGCUCCUCUAUCUCGCUGAGAGCUACAACAGCUUGCUGCACUGGAGACUACAUUACCCAUACCGGCUCCACCGUCAAGAUCCAAGCCGUGUCGUCUUCAAGCCCUGACGCCCUCAGACAGCAGGCUAGCUGGACAGUUCGCACUGGCCUCGGCUUCAGCGGCUGCUUCUCGUUCGAAUCCAAGGACACUCCUGGCAGCUUCCUGCGCCACUCCCAGUACACGAUUGUCCUGAACGGUAAUGAUGGCAGCAAACAGUUUGCUGAAGAUGCCACGUUCUGCCCACAGACCGGCCUCAACGGUGCCAGCAACAAUGCUUUGCGAUCCUGGAGUUAUCCCACUCGCUAUUGGCGCCAUUUUAACGCGGUGAUCUAUAUCGCAAGUAACGGUGGUCCUUUCGAAUUUGAUUCCAAGGUUUCGUUCAACGACGACGUGAGCUUCGCGGUUGGCGCCAGUCUUGCUUAAGUCCUGUCUGGCCCAACCUCUCUACCAAAGCAUCCAACGUCUCUUGUGUCGGGAUCACCGUAGCCUACGCAAAUUUUUCCUUAUUUAGCUUGUUUACCCUUGCCUAUGCGCAAGAAGAGUGAAAAUGUGCUUAGAAAAAUAGCGCAAUUCUACUGAGAAUAACUUCAUAUAUAUAAAUCCGUCUCAGCUCGAGAAUAUCUCACAAUUACAAGCCAAAAUUACCGAGUUUUUUCACGUGCAUAGACGCUUUUGCUAUUCAAUUGAUGCUAUACUGCUUGCUUUAUUCUAC
Pseudogymnoascus verrucosus is the source of this 1804-nucleotide messenger RNA. RefSeq lists its product as uncharacterized. NCBI's taxonomy places the organism in Eukaryota, Fungi, Ascomycota, Leotiomycetes, Thelebolales, Thelebolaceae. The record is from RefSeq and is a predicted model, not a curated record. Gene Ontology annotation, molecular function: alpha-L-arabinofuranosidase activity. Bases 1 to 1515 code for a protein of 504 amino acids. The transcript has a single exon. Gene Ontology annotation, biological process: L-arabinose metabolic process; arabinan metabolic process; pectin catabolic process.